Heterobasidion irregulare TC 32-1 is the source of this 450-nucleotide messenger RNA. RefSeq lists its product as uncharacterized. The transcript has 5 exons. Gene Ontology annotation, biological process: nucleosome assembly. NCBI's taxonomy places the organism in Eukaryota, Fungi, Basidiomycota, Agaricomycetes, Russulales, Bondarzewiaceae. Gene Ontology annotation, cellular component: nucleosome. Gene Ontology annotation, molecular function: structural constituent of chromatin; protein heterodimerization activity; DNA binding. The coding region runs from base 1 to 450 and encodes 149 amino acids. The record is from RefSeq and is a predicted model, not a curated record.
AUGGCACCCAAACCCGCUUCUACUGCCGGCAAGGCGCCCGCUUCAUCCGCUACUGCAUCGAAGGCUCCAGCCAAGACUACUGAAGGAUCCAAAGCUGCGAAGAAGACCUCUAAGACUGCCGCAGCUCCUGGGGAGGAGGGCAAGAAGAAGAGACGUAAGGUCCGCAAGGAGACAUACUCAUCCUAUAUCUACAAAGUGUUGAAGCAGGUUCACCCUGAUACUGGUAUCUCCAACAAGGCGAUGGCUAUCCUUAACUCAUUCGUGAACGACAUCUUUGAGCGUAUCGCCACUGAGGCAUCCAAACUCGCUGCAUACUCCAAGAAGUCUACCAUCUCGUCACGCGAAAUCCAAACUGCUGUACGGCUCAUUCUCCCAGGAGAGCUGUCAAAGCAUGCCAUCUCUGAGGGUACAAAGUCCGUGACGAAGUUUUCAAGUGCAGGCGCCAAGUAG